CACCUGUCACGGUGAACGGACCACCCUAUCCUCCGACUCCCCAUGGCCGUGCAGAGCAAACACUUUGUAUCGGUGUCCUCGCUGGUGACUGAUUCCCUGCAAGGCUUAUGCGUCUUAAACCCAAACCUUUCUCUUGAUGUCGCCAACAAAGUCGUCCACGUCACGAACCAAGAUCGGUCAAGAGUUGCUCUUUUGUGUGGUGGGGGCUCUGGACAUGAGCCGUCGCAUUCAGGAUUCGUUGGACAAGGCAUCUUGACCGCUGCGGUAUGUGGAUCAGUAUUCGCGUCUCCCAACUCCAGCCAGGUCCGUCGUGCGAUUGACCUAAUCAGCAAUGACAGAGGAACAAUCAUCAUUGUCAAGAAUUACACUGGUGACGUCCUGAACUUCGGGCUCGCUAAGGAACAGUACGCUGCGACUCAUCCGGACAAAGCGGGUUCUGUCAAAUUCAUCGUGGUUGGCGACGACGUUGCUGUUGGUAGGACGCAAGGAUACAUCGUUGGAAGGAGAGGUCUUGCCGGCGUCUGCCUCGUCUACAAGAUAGCAGGAGGACUUGCCACACGGGGUGGCUCCCUCGACGAGGUGUAUGAAGUUGCGCAAUACGUCUCGUCUCGAUUGGGAACCAUAGGUGUCGGGUUAGAGCACUGUCACGUCCCAGGGACUUCCGUGCAAGACAAUCAUCUUCGGGUUGAUGAGAUUGAGAUCGGGCUCGGUAUCCACAAUGAGAGUGGAAACAACCGCAUCUCACCCAUUCCCCCUCUGAACGAACUUGUACACGAUUUUCUGAAGUUAAUUACCUCGACGACCGACCCUGAACGGGCAUUCGUACCCUUCGGAAAUGAUGGAAAGGACGAAGUUGUACUCCUCGUAAACAACUUAGGAGGGCUCAGCGAACUCGAGCUCGGGGCCAUCGUCAACGAAACGAAACGAGCGUUAGACCACCAGCGUAUACAUGUGCGACGGGUACUGGCUGGGACGUUUAUGACUAGCCUCAAUAUGCCAGGGUUUUCGCUUACCCUUCUCCUACUGCCUCGUCCCAAUGACAAGCACGCCCUGUCUGUCGACUUACUACUCGCUCUCCUUGAUGAUCCAACGGAAGCGCCAGGAUGGAGGUGGUCCUCAAAGACUGAGCCAACUCAUACGCUGCGGAUCCCGGAGAGCCUGACGGCGUCUACCCCUCCUGCGAGUGCACAAGCUGCCAAACUAAGGGCUACGAAUGUUACAUCAUUUAACACUUCGAUCGAGUACGCUUGUAAAGCCCUCAUCACCGCUGAGCCAGAGAUCACGAAGAUGGAUAGUAUUGCCGGUGACGGUGACUGUGGUUUAACGCUGAAAGACGGAGCCAACGGCGUCCUCAAAGCACUGGAAGAGGGGAAAGUGUCAGGCGAGGAUGUCAUCGGUAGUAUGAUAGCCAUAUCCAAAGUUGCCGAAGAGGCCAUGGGUGGAACCAGUGGUGCCCUCUAUUCGAUCUUCUUCUCGGCGCUCGCCCAAGGUCUUGCGGGCACCUCAACUCUCGCCAAUGCUGAUAUCUGGAGCAUCGCGCUCAACUGUGCCCUCGACCGGCUUUAUACCUAUACCCGCGCUCGUCCGCCGUCACGUACGCUCGUGGAUCCUCUUGCGGCCUUCAUCGAGGCUUUUCCGUCCGGCCUUGAAGUAGCCGUCAAUGCUGCUAAGGAUGCUGCGGAGAAGACUAGGGACCUCGAGGCUAAGGCGGGGCGCAGUGCGUACGUCGAAGGUGGGAGGUUGAGAGCAGAGAGGAUUCCUGAUCCAGGUGCGUGGGGCGUCAGGGUGGUGGUUGAUGCUCUGUUCGCAGGUUCAAAAUGAUGGAGUGCUGCGCAUGAUGGAAAACUGUAUGACAUGUGUAAGUUACGGUGUAUACAUCAGCGUUCCGUCCAGUGUACAGUAGAAAAUAUAUUUGGCCACGAACAAAUGAA
This is a messenger RNA of Pisolithus orientalis, 1931 nucleotides long. RefSeq names its product Dak1 domain-containing protein. The transcript is spliced from 12 exons. The record is from RefSeq and is a predicted model, not a curated record. NCBI's taxonomy places the organism in Eukaryota, Fungi, Basidiomycota, Agaricomycetes, Boletales, Pisolithaceae. Bases 43 to 1821 code for a protein of 592 amino acids. Gene Ontology annotation, cellular component: cytosol. Gene Ontology annotation, molecular function: glycerone kinase activity; ATP binding. Gene Ontology annotation, biological process: glycerol catabolic process.